AAGCUCGAGGAGCUGGUUCGAUUUUCGAUGAAAGAUGGAACAGUGAUGCGUACGUACAGUACCAAUAGUAAAUUACUCUGCAAUGUGUAAUGGAAAGACAGCUAGUGCACUACAUUCUUCCUUCCUGUUCCCGCUUUGCGGUGGGUUGAUUUGCCCAGACCAGAUUCUACCCUCCACACAGAAGAUUGCUCCGAUCAUUUCACGCGUUACACACCGUCGCCCGUUGAGACCUGUCCGCGUUCCUGGAAAGCAAUUGUACUCAUACCAGUACCCUCGUCAGAACUGGCCACGAGUUUCGCGUGGUAUUCUCGAAUGCCAAGGAUGAGACGCGGUCCCAGCACAAACAUCUGAAUAGGCUGGGCAAUUUGAAGAAUACCGAAAUAGAUCAUGUUACUUGUCGGGGAAGAUGAGUACAUGAGCGUCGGAGACAGUGAGCC
Molecule: messenger RNA, 437 nt
Organism: Suillus subalutaceus
Lineage: Eukaryota; Fungi; Basidiomycota; Agaricomycetes; Boletales; Suillaceae
Exons: 2
Coding region: 83-325 (80 amino acids)
Source: RefSeq, a predicted model, not a curated record